UAAUUUUGCAGAAUAAGAUCAAAUCAAAGAUGAAUAAGAUGAAUAACCGCCUAAAAUCGAAAACGCAACGCAAUUAAAAACUAAUGCGCAUUUAAAAUAUCGUAAAUAGAUUAGUUGAUGCUUUUUGUACGAUGCUGUAUUUGUGCAUAUUUAAAUAUUGAUGUGUUGUGUAGGUAGCGCAUGAGCGCAAACAUUCGUAACCGAUCUCGUAGAUUGAAAUCCUGUUUUCUUUGUUUUUUAGUUACGGUUUUGUUAAAUAAGGUGUGUACGAAAAACAGUGUGUAAAAGCGAAUGUGCGGCGACAAGAUGUGGGAAGACGAAAACGGUGAGAAGAGCGGGCUCGACUCGCCUCAGUACGACCUGGUGUUCAACGAGCUCAUGCAGGAGUGCAAGCACAGCGCGCCGGGAGCGCGCCUCUCUGCCAAAGUGCGGACCACGCUCGAGAGGCUGCGGCCGGAGGAGCGGCGCGCGCUGGUGAGCCGCACGCGCGACGGCUGCGCGCCGCUGUUCGUGGCGUGCCGGCGCGGCAACGCCGAGCUGGUGGAGUACCUGGUGCACGUGUGCGCCGCCGACCUGGAGCAGCGCGGCGUGUACGAGGUGCCCGACGACCGCUCCACGCACUCCGUCACGCCGCUGUGGUGCGCCGCCGUCGCCGGCCGCCUCGAGGUGCUGCGCGUGCUGGCGGACGCGGGCGCCGACCUGAACGCCGGCUCGGACUCGGGCUCGACGCCCGUGCGCUCGGCCUGCUUCAUGACGCACAUCGACGUGGUGGAGUUCCUCGUGGCGCGCGGCGCCGACAUCCACCGGCCCAACCACAACGGCGGCACGUGCCUCAUCAACUCGGUGCAGUCGGCGCGGCUGUGCGCGCUGCUGCUGGCGCGCGGCGCCGCCGUGGACGCGCGCGACAUGCAGCACAAGACGGCGCUGCACUACGCCAUCCAGGAGCACCGGCUGGAGACGGCGGCGCUGCUGCUGCGGCACGGCGCGUCGCCGCACGUGGCGUCGCGCGCGGGCGACGACGCGCUGCGCACGGCCUGCCUCAAGGGCGCCGAGCCCAUCGUGGCGCUGCUGCUGGGCGCCGCCGGCUACAGCGCCUCGCGCCGCGCCGACGCCCUAGAGCUGCUCGGCGCCACGCAGCUCGACGAGUUCAACGACGUGGCCGCCGCGCUGCACUCCUGGCGCAAGGCCACCGCGAUCCGGCACGCGGCGGACGGGUACAUCGAGAAGGAGUGCGGCGGCGACGGCGAGGCGGACGCGGAGCUGCUGGCGGCGGGCCGCGCGGCGCUGGGCGGGGCCACCGAGUGGCGCUCGCCCGCAGACCUCGACCUGCUCGCCACCGACAUGGACGCGCUGCGCACGCAGGCGCUGCUGGUGGCGGCGCGCGUGCUGGGCCCGGCGCACAAGGACACGGUGUUCCGGCUGAUGUCGCGCGGCGCCUCGUACGCCGACGCGUUCCGCUACCAGCGCUGCGUGGAGCUGUGGACGUGGGCGCUGCGCAUCCGCGUGGCGCGCGACUCGCUGCUGCACGCCGACACGUGCCACACGGCGGCCGCGCUCACGCGCCUGCUGCUGGACGCGGCGGCCGGCCGCCUGGAGCGCGCCCCGCAGCCGCCGCUGCUGCCGCGCUUCGCCGACCUGCUGCGCGUGCUCGAGCUGCUCGCCGCCCCGCUGCCCGAGUGCCGCGAGGCGCUGUCGGCGCGGCCCGUGCACAAGAAGCAGGCGGAGACGUUCGACCGCGCGCUGCGCUGCGUCACGCACCUGCUGCACCUGCUGCUCGGCGCCGCGCGCUCCGAGUUGGAGCGCGACGCGCUGGAGGCGGCCGCGCGGCGCCUGGUGGCGGCCGACGUGCGCAGCGCGCACACGGGCGACACGCUGCUGCACCUGGCCGUGUCGCGCCUCAACGUGGUGCGCUCCACGUACUUCGCGGACGAGCCCGCCGCGCCCGUGUUCCCCAGCGUGCCCGUGGCCGCGCUGCUGCUGCGCGCCGGCGCCGCGCCGCGCGUGCGCAACCGCGCGCGCUCCACGCCGCUGCACGUGGCCGCCAUCCCGUACAACUUCUCCACCGAGCUGGCGGAGUGCCUGCUGGCGGGCGGCGCGCACCUCGACCAGCCCAACAAGUUCGGCGACUCGGCGCUCGAGCUGGUGGCGCUGAACCGCGGCUCGCGCGUGCGCCCGCUGCGCCACACCACGCUGGCGUGCCUGGCCGCGCGCGCGCUGCUGGCCAGCUGCCCGCCCGCGCGCCUGGCCCACGUGCGCGCCGCGCUGCCGCGCACGCUGCACGACUUCCUCGACCUGCACCGGCCCUAGGCCCCGCACCGCACCGCACCGCAGCGGCACCGCUCCGACCCGACCCGGCCCGCGCCAUACGUUGCAACACUACCAUUGUAUUCCGCCUAAUAAUUCCAAAAUUUAAAUCGCGUGCUCGAAGACGUCGUCGGUUGGAGAGUU
Molecule: messenger RNA, 2448 nt
Organism: Colias croceus (clouded yellow)
Lineage: Eukaryota; Metazoa; Arthropoda; Insecta; Lepidoptera; Pieridae
Gene: m-cup
Product: protein fem-1 homolog A
Exons: 7
Coding region: 292-2307 (671 amino acids)
Molecular function (GO): protein binding
Source: RefSeq, a predicted model, not a curated record